AUGACGAGCGUCCCAUCGUCCUCGUCUCCGCCUGGCUUCGAUCUGUCGGCCACCGGUUAUUCCUUCCGACCUCCCCUGACGAACGUCUGCACCGCUCUCGUAUCGAAUCUGUCUCCAUCCUCGAUAUGGACGUGUUCAGUUUCAAGUCAAUCGAGCGUCGUCGUCGUGGAUUUGUGGCCGUCCGAUCCAACCUACCUGUCCAACGAGCCAGCUUGCAGCAGUUAUCUCCUCAUUCCUGCAGAGAACGCAUGGGAUGUGACUGUACGAACGGCGAUUUACACGUUGGCGUUGGUGUACCUGUUCAUAGGCCUCGCUACAAUCACAGGCAAAUACAUGGAAGCUAUGGAGAACAUCGUUCAGCAGACCCGUAAAGUCAGACUCUGGGACCCUGUGGUUGGUAGGUGGAUGGAGUCGGAGCAGCGCAUGUGGAAUCCAGCCAUCGCUGACAUCACGCUGCUGGCGCUGGGCACGUGUGCGCCUCAGAUCUCCCUCGCAGUCAUUGACGCCGUCAGGCGGCUGGGCAAGACCGGCGGACAGGACCUGGGAGCAGGCACCAUCAUAGGCGGCGCAGCCUUCAACAUUUUCCCCAUCCUGGCUGUGUGUGUGCUCGUGCCUCCUGCCGGCACUGUCAAGCGCAUUUCAGACGUGGGGCUCUUUCUUGUCGAGUUCCUCUGGUCGCUCUGGGCCUACGUGUGGCUCUACAUCGUGCUACAGGUGUGGACGCCAGGCGAGGUGACGAUAGCAGAGGCGGUGAUGACAGUGCUGCAGCUGCCGCUGCUCAUGCUGCACGCAUACGCCCAGGAGCAACGCUGGCCCUUGAUAGCCCUGCCGCUCUCACCACCCACCAGCCAACCUCCCACUGCUUCCUCCGAAGCCGUUGCUGCGACAGUAGGAGCUGCUAGCUCAGCAAUGCAGGAGGGUGUUGAAAGCGCAACUGUACGAAGUGCUUCCUUUACAGAUAAUGGUAUGGCAGACAGGGUUGUUGCAGGCAGCGGUGCAGCAGUAUCUGGCCUGCAUGGAGAUUUAUCUCCAGGUGUUGCCUCUGGUCCUGCUAUGGAGGGCCAUGCAGCACUGGGCGAUUUUUCCACUCCAAGCAGGAGCAGGAGGAGGCGGAGGAGCAGUGAACACGAUCGCAGCAGCAGGCGCAGCAGUGGUGGUGGUGGUGGUGAAGGGGGCAUGGGGAGAGGUAGUGGCAGGCAGAGCCUAUCGUCUCAGGCGGAGGACAGAGAGUGGGACGAUGCGGAGGAGGAUGAAGAGGUGGGGAGGGGAAGGCGCAGCUCUGGGCAAGCGUUUCAGCAGGGGGAUGUGGAGGUGCUCCCUCAGCCAGACAGCCAUGCCCAACUCAUUGCUUCUAGGCAUUCACAUGGGAGCGAUGGCAGCAGCGGUGGGACAAAGGGCGUGUCGUUUGGCAUGCGGUGGAGGCAACAAAUCGUGCUCUCCAUGAUGCUACACCCAUCGGAUUACAAUGAUCUCACAGCACAAGGCAGCAUGCACCCCUCACAUGAGCAACCAGCAGCCCGUAAAGCCCAGCCAGUGGCAGCGAGGGUGCGGCGGGUGGUGGUGCAGGCGGUGUGCUUCUUGUGGAAGGCGCUGUGUGCGGUGCUCAUCCCCCCGCCUGACGCGCUGCACGGCUACCCCGCCUUCAUCACCAGCAUCCUCGUCAUCACCCUCAUCGCUGCCCUCGUUGUCGAGCUCGCCUCGCUCUUCGGCUGCGUCACAGGGGUGAACUCAUUCGUGGUAUCCAUAACGCUGCUGGCGACGGGCACAUCCAUCCCGGACCUCAUAGCCAGUGUGGUGGCAGCAGACCACCUGCCCACUGCUGACUCCGCCAUCGCCAACAUCAAUGCCAGCAAUUGCAUUAUUGUUUUCUCUGGAAUGGGUAUUCCAUGGCUCAUCACCACUCUCUACAAUGAGUUUGUGUUGGGAUCAGCAAACAAUGUGUUCCCCGGUUCAGGUGUAGCUGGUACAGGUACCCCCCGGUACAGGAGGCGUUUCGCGCUCUACUCAUUGCUCCUCUCUGCUCGCUUCAACGCUGCCGCGAGUCAACGCGCUGCAUCCGCGAGUCAACGCGCUGCAUCCGCGAGUCAACGAUCUGCUUCCGCGGGUCAACGCGCUGCCCGUCAGGGAGAUGAGUAUCCUGUGCCCAUGCCUGAGAGCGCUUUCACCCUCGCGCCCAGCGUCAAGGAACGUGCCUUCGGCGGGCGUCGCGGGGAGGCGCGCUGCUGUGGGGACGCGCGUGGGAGGCAGCAGCGGGACGACUUGGCUCUCCCUCAGCCACCAGCGCACAGCGACCAACAGAUGAUGCCUGCUGGCGUCAACAAACGGCCGUCGCUUUGCCUGGCGAACGCUCCUCAAGGGGACGUGGGGCGCGGAGGCAGCAGCAGAGGGUGCCAGUGGGAGCAGAGGCGUGUGGGUAGGGGCGCAGCUGCUGCACUGCACCCAUCAGCACUUCAACUCGACGCACCCCACUCUGGAGUGGUGGUGGAGAGUGGUUGGAAGUGGUGGUGGAGAGUGGUUGGAAGUGGUGGUGGAGAGGUUGGAAGUGGUGGUGGAGAGUGGUUGGAAGUGGUGGUGGAGAGUGGUGGAGAGUGGUGGAGAGUGGAGGGGAGUGGUGGAGAGUGGUGGGAAAUGGUGAUGGUGCUGUGGUUGGAGGGUGAGUCCCCACAAGAGGGGAGAGCAUGGCAGGGGAGGGAUGUUGAAACCCCAGGUGUAGGUUUCUGA
Closterium sp. NIES-65 is the source of this 2721-nucleotide messenger RNA. Lineage: Eukaryota; Viridiplantae; Streptophyta; Zygnematophyceae; Desmidiales; Closteriaceae. The record is from the annotation of a GenBank genome assembly.